Molecule: messenger RNA, 1557 nt
Organism: Triticum turgidum subsp. durum (durum wheat)
Lineage: Eukaryota; Viridiplantae; Streptophyta; Magnoliopsida; Poales; Poaceae
Source: the annotation of a GenBank genome assembly
AUGAGGGCGACGCGGCUCCUGGCGGCGGCGGCGCUCCUCGCCGCGCUGCUCGCGGUGUCCGCGGCGGCGGCGAAGCUCGAUCUGGACGAGGUGGACGACUCGGAGGUGCUGGAGGCGCUGCUGGCCGUGGACGAGGAGGAGGAGGAUGCGGCGCCGCCGGGCGGUGGCGGGGGCGCGGAGGCGGUGCGGCGGACGCAGUCCAUGGUGCUGGUGCUCGACAACGACAACGCGGCGCGCGCCGUGCGGGACCACCCGGAGCUGCUGCUCCUCGGCUACGCGCCCUGGUGCGAGCGCAGCGCCAAGCUCAUGCCGCGCUUCGCCGAGGCCGCCGCGGCGCUGCGCGCCAUGGGGAGCGCCGUCGCCUUCGCCAAGCUCGACGGGGAGCGGUUCCCCAAGGCCGCCUCCACCGUCGGGGUCAACGGCUUCCCCUCCGUGCUCCUCUUCGUCAACGGCACCGAGCACGCCUACACCGGCCUCCACACCAAGGACGCGAUAGUUACUUGGGUUAGAAAGAAGACCGGCACGCCAGUAAUUAGGAUUGAGUCGAAGGAUUCAGCUGAGGAACUUCUUAAGAAGGGCCAGACAUUUGCUCUUGGCUUAUUCAAGAAUUACGAGGGAACCGACCAUGAAGAAUUUAUGAAGGCAGCGACUGCUGAAAACGAAGUACAAUUUGUAGAGACCAAUGAUAGGAAUGUGGCCAAGAUUCUUUUUCCAGGGAUUGCAUCUGAAGAACAAUUCCUGGGCCUUGUGAAAAGCGAACCAGAGAAGUUCGAAAAGUUUGAUGGAGCAUUUGAAGAAAAGGAGAUAUUGCAGUUUGUGGAGCUUAACAAGUUCCCACUAAUUACUGUAUUCACUGAUUUAAACUCAGCUAAAGUCUAUUCAAGCCCAAUUAAGUUGCAGGUCUUCACCUUCGCAGAGGCUUAUGAUUUUGAAGAUCUUGAAUCUAUUGUUCAAGAGGUGGCCAGAGGAUUUAAGACAAAGAUAAUGUUUAUAUAUGUGGACACUGCUGAAGAAAACCUUGCAAAACCAUUCCUGACUCUUUAUGGCCUUGAAGGAGAUAAACCUACUGUUACAGCAUUUGAUACGAGCAAAGGUGCUAAAUAUGUGUUGGAGGCAGAUAUUAACGCGAAGAACCUAAAGGAGGGACUUGUUGAAAAGGUUGUUGGACGUACAUUUGAUUCUUCUGUCCUGCAAAGCCCUCACAAUAUUCUCCUCGAGGCUCAUGCACCUUGGUGUGUUGACUGUGAAGCCAUCAGUAAAAACAUUGAGAAGUUGGCCAAGCAUUUCAGUGGUUUGGACAAUCUUAAAUUUGCACGCAUUGAUGCUUCGGUGAAUGAACAUCCAAAAUUGCAGGUAAACAAUUACCCCACACUCUUGCUUUAUCCUGCUGAAGACAAGACCAACCCGAUCAAACUUUCAAAGAAAUUAAGCCUGAAAGACAUGGCGAGAUUCCUCAAGGAGAAGCUGCAGAUUUCGGACGUCGAAAUUAAGGAGAAGCUCCAAACUCCUAACAUUGAAACAGUAGCUGCCGCUGACAAUGUCAAGGAUGAGCUAUAG